This is a messenger RNA of Bursaphelenchus xylophilus (pine wood nematode), 2588 nucleotides long. Lineage: Eukaryota; Metazoa; Nematoda; Chromadorea; Rhabditida; Aphelenchoididae. The record is from the annotation of a GenBank genome assembly.
AUGGCUUCGGAAGAGAGUGCGGCCGAGAAACUGCGCGCGUUCCAGCAACAACUCUCGGCUUUCGCGGGACAAACGGCGUCCGCAGAAGUGGAGAAGCCGGCCUUCAUGGAUGAGAACGUGCUGAGUGCGAUGAGCGAGAUCUUGAACAAUUCUGGAGUCAUGAAUCAGCUGCUUCCAUCCUCCACGACCCCCACGCCUUCCCAGCAUCCACUAGCCCCGGCCGCGGCCAAUCCCGAUAAUCCUGCUUUCAGGGCCUUAUUGGCCGCCCAUAAUGCCCAAACUGCCGGCUUUCCCUUCGGCAUCUACCCCAAUCUGGUAAGAAACGAAACUUUAAGCCCAUUUACAGUAGAUGAUGACUUCCGAAUUGUUUUUUUGAGUAACUAUCCAAUGGUUUUUCAGGAAUUGACAGAAGCCAUGAGACAUGGUGCAUUUGCGGCUCCCUUUCCCUUCAAUUCGUACCAUAUGAUGGACCCUAGUCGAAGGAAAAACGCGACCAGAGAAGCGACCAAACCCCUGAAGCAAUGGCUGAAUGCCCAUCGGACGAAUCCCUAUCCCAACAAAGGCGACAAAAUGAUGUUAACCAUGAUGACGGGAAUGACCAUGACUCAGGUAAGCCCUACCGUAUUUUAAUUGCGGGGGUUAUGUGAUUUAUAACUCAAACCAAUAAGUGCUCGGAGAGUGCAUUCUUUCUUUCCCUGGUUGUCGCGUCGUCCGGUAAUUGUACGUUUCAUCGUAUUCGACGCGCAUUCUUUACGAUCCAUAAUCGAGUUUAUUCUUCUCAUUACUCUUUCAUAAGUCUAAUUAACUUGGAUUUCUUCCUUUUCACAGAAACAUUGACAAAGACACGGGUACUGUAUACGAGGGGAGGGUAAGGGGAUUAACGGCGCCUCGACCUCGCUCUGUUUUCAUACAAAGUGGAUCAGUUGAGGGGGUUAAGCGAGCGAUUAGACUACGCAAGUGUCAACAAUAAUAUCUAUAUAUCUAUCCCAUGCGCACACAAAACCCAUCUAUCUCCGCAACACCUGAUCCCAUCUUAUCCAUCCCUUAAUUCCAGGUGUCCACAUGGUUCGCAAAUGCCCGCAGGCGCCUUAAAAAGGAAGGAAAACAGUCCUGGUCGCCACGAAAUGGCCGACCCGACGACGAAGAUGGACAAGACAAUCAGGACUCGAGCUUUGUCCACGAACCCCACUCCCCCAGCGGAAGUGUGAAUUCGGACGAAUCGAAACAAGAUACCUCAGCCAACAGUAUGGACGAGAUCAAGAAAGAAAAUGGCAUUAACACCCCCAAACGGAAGAUUUGGUCGAUUACCGAAACCCUCAGCCAGACCCAGACCUCUACCCACAGUUCCCCCGAUGACCGGAAAUCCAUACGAACAGCCAGUCCGCCGAGCUCCUCCAGCAGUUCUGAUGCCAAUCCCCCGCAACUCAAUCCGAACGUCUCGCAACCCUCAGGGCAGACUGCUUUCUCGGGACUACCCUUCCUCGGCCCCAGUCAAAUGAAUCCUCAACUGUUGGCCAUGUCCCAACUCAACCCUCAGAUGAUGGCCAUGUUCGCCCAACUACAACAGCAGCAGAUGAGGAUGGGACAGAUGCAUCCGAUGCAAUCCUUCCUCGCGGCCCAACAACUCUCUCAACUCGGGCGAAUGAAUUCAUCGCCUUCCAAGUUCGCCAACCCGAUGCAACUCUUCCAGAAUAUGAUGCAACAACCUCAACCCCAAUCAAGUCAUGGAGAGAAUGUGGAUACGAAGGAGGAGACAGUCAAGAACCCCGAGGCCAGAUGCAGCUCCUCUUCGUCCCCCGAAACCGAGGCGGGUAGUCCAUUUGCCGGGCCGGACUGUAAAGCGGAGUCCGAGGAGAAUUCGGUGACAGGUAAGGAAGGAGAAGAAGGUCCUCUUAUCAGUCGGGGAUAAUUGUAGUUUCCCACUUUUUAUUAUCACUGCAGGGGAUUAGUGUCCUAGUUUCGUUGACAAGAUGUUUUUUAAGCGUUGAUUGGAUUUUCUGGGUCGAUAAGAGAAAGCGCAACAAGACUCGACACUUAAGAGUAAUAUACUUUUUUUGGAAUGUGGACCCUCAGGGCAUGUAGGGUCAAUCUUUCCUUUUCGCGGUUACUGUAACACAUAAAUCAAGUUUCAAAACGGGAAAGAACUUGUUAGUAUCUCUGGUUCCCUUGUGGAUGAUAGAUGUUGUGUCUAAUGCAAUGUCGAAUGUAGUGACAAGAUAACGGUGUGUAAUGUGAUGACAAGAGAUGUGGGUGAAGCGUCCUUCGCUUCCGUCGUCGAUGUCACCCCAGAAUCCGCUCUCAAAACAUUGUCAUGUCACAUUAACAGCCGUCAUAAAUUUGGCGCCGGAGAGAGAAAAAAAGACGACGAUGUAUAAUAAAUAUAAUAAUACCCCCAACCAAACUAAACUUAUAUCACGUCGAACAAUUUUCGAGCAAUUAAGUGGCGUCGCGCGGUCGGGUGCUUAUUAAUCACCCCGACAUUGGAGUUGUGUUAAGAUCACAAAAAAGUUGCAUUCAGGACUUGUAAACCCCUCAGGCAUUAUUGAUCAACCCUUUUGUUUGCAGGUGCGCCUGAGCUUCCGGUCUGA